Messenger RNA from Peromyscus leucopus (white-footed mouse), 5574 nucleotides. It is a transcript of the gene Pias1, whose product is annotated as protein inhibitor of activated STAT 1. Bases 77 to 2032 code for a protein of 651 amino acids. Gene Ontology annotation, molecular function: SUMO ligase activity; transcription coregulator activity; zinc ion binding. NCBI's taxonomy places the organism in Eukaryota, Metazoa, Chordata, Mammalia, Rodentia, Cricetidae. Gene Ontology annotation, biological process: protein sumoylation; regulation of transcription by RNA polymerase II. The transcript has 14 exons. The record is from RefSeq and is a predicted model, not a curated record.
GGAGUCAAGCCAGCUAGAGGGGAGGGUCCAGCGCGGCCCCGGCGAGCUUCAGUGCGCUUGCGCUGACAGACGCAAGAUGGCGGACAGUGCGGAACUAAAGCAAAUGGUUAUGAGCCUUAGAGUUUCUGAACUCCAAGUACUGUUGGGCUACGCUGGGCGGAACAAGCACGGACGCAAACACGAACUUCUUACAAAAGCCCUGCACUUGUUAAAGGCUGGCUGUAGUCCUGCUGUACAAAUGAAAAUCAAAGAACUCUACAGGCGGCGCUUCCCUCAGAAAAUUAUGACGCCCGCGGACUUGUCUAUCCCCAACGUACAUUCAAGUCCUAUGCCAGCGACUCUGUCUCCAUCUACCAUUCCACAGCUCACUUAUGAUGGUCACCCUGCAUCAUCCCCACUACUCCCUGUUUCUCUUCUGGGACCUAAACAUGAACUGGAACUCCCACAUCUCCCAUCAGCUCUGCACCCAGUCCAUCCGGAUAUAAAGCUGCAAAAGCUACCAUUCUAUGACCUGCUGGACGAGCUGAUCAAACCCACCAGUCUAGCGUCAGACAACAGCCAGCGCUUUCGGGAAACCUGUUUUGCAUUUGCCUUGACUCCACAACAGGUGCAGCAGAUCAGCAGCUCCAUGGAUAUUUCUGGGACCAAAUGUGACUUCACAGUGCAGGUCCAAUUAAGGUUUUGUUUAUCAGAAACCAGUUGUCCACAAGAAGAUCACUUCCCACCCAACCUUUGUGUGAAAGUGAAUACAAAACCAUGCAGCCUUCCAGGUUACCUUCCACCUACUAAAAACGGUGUGGAACCAAAGCGACCUAGCCGACCAAUUAAUAUCACCUCACUUGUCCGAUUGUCUACGACAGUACCAAAUACCAUUGUUGUUUCUUGGACUGCAGAAAUUGGAAGAACCUAUUCCAUGGCAGUAUAUCUUGUAAAACAGUUGUCCUCAACAGUUCUUCUUCAGAGGUUACGAGCAAAGGGAAUAAGGAAUCCGGAUCAUUCUAGAGCUUUAAUUAAAGAGAAAUUAACUGCAGAUCCAGACAGUGAAAUAGCUACCACCAGCCUGCGGGUUUCCCUGCUGUGUCCACUCGGGAAAAUGCGGCUGACAAUUCCAUGUCGGGCACUUACCUGUUCCCACCUUCAGUGUUUUGAUGCAACUCUUUAUAUUCAAAUGAAUGAGAAAAAACCAACGUGGGUUUGUCCUGUCUGUGAUAAGAAGGCUCCAUAUGAACAUCUUAUUAUUGAUGGGUUGUUUAUGGAAAUCCUAAAGUACUGUACAGACUGUGAUGAGAUACAGUUUAAAGAGGAUGGCUCCUGGGCUCCGAUGAGAUCAAAAAAGGAAGUGCAGGAAGUUACUGCCUCAUACAACGGAGUCGACGGAUGCUUGAGCUCCACAUUGGAGCAUCAGGUGACUUCACACAACCAAUCCUCAAAUAAAAACAAGAAAGUUGAAGUGAUUGACCUAACCAUAGACAGUUCAUCAGAUGAAGAAGAGGAAGAACCCUCUGCCAAGAGGACCUGUCCUUCCCUGUCUCCUACAUCACCACUAAACAAUAAAGGUAUUUUAAGUCUUCCUCAUCAAGCAUCACCUGUGUCCCGCACCCCCAGCCUUCCUGCUGUAGAUACAAGCUACAUCAACACUUCCCUCAUCCAGGACUACAGGCACCCUUUCCACAUGACGCCCAUGCCUUAUGACUUACAAGGAUUAGAUUUCUUUCCUUUCUUAUCAGGAGACAAUCAGCAUUACAACACCUCCCUGCUUGCCGCAGCGGCGGCGGCGGUCUCAGAUGACCAGGACCUCCUGCACUCCUCCCGCUUUUUCCCGUAUACCUCCUCGCAGAUGUUUCUGGACCAGCUAAGUGCUGGAGGAAGCACUUCUUUGCCAGCCACCAACGGAAGCAGUAGUGGCAGCAACAGCAGCCUUGUGUCUUCCAACAGUCUGAGGGAGAGCCACGGCCAUGGUGUGGCCAGCAGGAGCAGCGCGGACACGGCAUCCAUCUUUGGCAUAAUCCCAGACAUUAUCUCGUUGGACUGACGGCCUCGUCCUGCUGCUCCCACCCUGUCCCACAUUAAAUGACUUGGCAGAAGAGAACUCUGUGCUGUUUUACCUUAUCCUGUUUAGAAAAGUACACAAGCGUGGUUUUUUUUUCCUGUUUUUAGGGAAAAAAAAUUAAAAGAAAUGUACAGAGAACAAAACUAUAUUUUCAGUUUUACUUUUGUAUAUAAAUCUAAGACUGCCUGUCUGAUAAAACACUUGUUUAAAAAAAAAAAAAAAAGGAAGGAAAGAAAAGAAAAAACAAGCACCCACAAACCUCCUUCAGUUCAUUUUUUCUGGAUUCUGAAGACUUUUCACCGUUUGUCCUAUGGUUUGGGUUUUAUUUUACUUCAAUGGCAUUAUCUUACUUGCAAUAACAGAAACAGAAUUGCAUGUAUGAAGUUUUAAAUUGUGGGCUUUGUUGUGGGGAGGGGGUUGGGAUAGUUUUGAUUUCCAUUUUUUAAAAGCAUCAGACUUGGAUUCUGUUUGUGUAUGCGUGGAUUUUACCAGCCUUAAGUUAUGAAUCUCACCUGUCCCACUCAUUCCCUUUGUUUUCAGGACAUAGCUCGUGGGGGUGUGUGUUUUCAGUGUGUUCCUGUGUGUACUAUUCUGUCAUCACUGUCCCCUCUCCUCCUGGGUUGGCAUUUAGUUAAUAUCAGUUGCCUGCUUCUUUCAGAGUGCUUCAGAGGUCUUGAAUGCUCACAUGAGCAUCUUUCUCAGCUCUCCCAAUGCAUGUUCUCCAUCACAGGUCUUCUGUGAUCUGCUGAGUACCCCCUAAGAGUGUGUUUCCUAGAAGUGCUAGAGCAAAAGCUGCCUGGAUAAGCAGUCUGAGGGCAGGCCUGUGAACCAUGAUACACUUGGGUUGAUUCUGAAUCUGAAUUGCCAGUAUUUUGUAUGUAAGCCAAGUCUGUGAGUACCUGCAUUUUGGCCACAGGGUAGCAAGUUUCCUUGAGAAUCUUCAUACCAAAGUGGGAUAUGAAAGAGCCCUAGAAGCCCCAUGGGGUGCUGUAUGCCGCUGGCAGAGGACAUUAUUCCACCUCAAAAAAGAAAGAAUUGAGUUCCUCCAAAGUUGACAGUACAGUGCAACCCACAUGUGGAUCUGUAGCAAAUCUAUUGGAUCAACAGUUGAAACUCAAAACUAACCUUAGUUAUUUUUGUUCCUCUGGUUCUGAGUAUACUUCCUUUCUUAGCCUUGUUUAUUUUUUACUCACCUUUUAAUGACAAGCAUGACAUAGGAAGCCAUUUUUAAUUCAAGAAUCAGUUGGUUUUAUCUACUCUCAAUAGCAGACUAUGUAAAUAUACUACAAUUUCUUCAGAAGAUGAUUAAGGGUCAAAGGAAGGAAAAAGCGCGUCUUAUACUUGAGAGUCAUCAGAGAAGAUGCACUGCGCUUACAGUGGAAGGCAGAUGGAUGGCAGCUGGUGGAGGGCGCAGGUUUCUCAGCAGAGAAGGGGCACACCAUCGCCAGUUCCCAGACUGGCAUUUUAUGUUACCACUUUGUGUUCUCAGAGUUGAAGGACCCCCUUUGUGUAUAGUAAACUUGUUUUCAAACCUUGCAUCAGUAACAGAAGUACCUAUAUUAAUCCAGGUAGAAGUCAAGAUGGCUGUAUCUUGAGUUGUAUGAUAAAGUAAAUGGUUCACAUGACAGAGUGGCAACUAAAAAUGUUAUCUGUUUUUUAUAGCGUCUCUGCUACUAAACUGUCAACUUGAAUUUUGAGAAAAGUUGGUGUUGAUAUGUAUAUGUGUGUGUGUAUAUAUGUAUUUAUAAACAAGUGUGUGUGAGUAACAUCGUCUUCCCCUGCGCAUGUGUGUUCCACACAGAAACGGCUGUUAGAGUCACAAAACAAUCUGCAAUAAAACAAGGCAUUUGUUGUCAGUUCAAACCAGAAAUGGUUACGUUGUUAAAUUCAUCUGGUGUGGUGAGUACACGUUCGAUUUUUUUCAUUACUGUAUUAAUUUAGGCUCGUUUCACAUAAGGUCUUAAUUUGUGUCUAAAUUGGGACUAGAGUAGGAAUCACUAAAAUUGUGGGUGUUUCUGUUAACAUUGCAAUAGAAAGCAUAUUUUUAUUAUUUCAACUAUCUGAGAUAAAAUGAAUAGUUUUCCUUAUUCUUGGAUUUAUUUUUUUUAACUUGUUAGUGGUUUUAGGAUUCUGAUCAGCAGUUUUUGUGUCUGAUGCUGAAUUACGAACUAGAACGAUCCAGUUGAAACCCCGCCCUCUGCAUUCUUCAGCCCAGUGGUGGAGGGUUGCUUUCCUUCUGAGUCCUGCAUUGUACCAACCUAAGGGGAGAGUGAGUAACAGGGAGAAACCUAUGUCCUGUGGCUUUGUCAUGUCCCCACGGGAGAGCCAACCAUUAGUUGACUGUGGAUUUUAGUUCAUUCCAUGUAGUAAGGAAGGAGUUCAUUUCUUCAGCUGUUGACUUUCUAAAACAUUGCAUGUGGUUAAGUUCAGAGACUUUCACAAUCUUUAAUAAUUAUUAGUCAUGCACUACUUUCCUACAUUUACAAGAAGAAGCGCAUGGUCACUCCAUCUCUUUUUUUGUUGUUUUUCCUUAGCCCACCUUCACUCUGCAACCCUGCCAACCUUGAUAGGCUGUGGACAGAUAUCGUUCGUUCUCAGCAUCUUUCAGCAAGUUGCCAGGAACCCCUCCUUAGUCUUUCUUACUAGCAUGUACACAUUCCUCUGUACAGUGCGCGUGUGUGUGCCCCUGUCUCUCUGUAGCACACAUCAUCAGUGAAGUAGCUGAUCAGCUAGCAGGGUGGAGGUGGCUUCUUAUUUACUAUGUGGGCAUUGCUGGACACAUUUUCUAGGAUGAAACUUAACCAUGCAUACUUGGUUGGCCAGUUCAUUUUGAGUAUUAAAGUUUUUCCAUUGCUAAUUUAGGUAUUACACAUCUACAUUACUGACUUAAAGAAUCACUUAAGUGGUUUGAAAAACGUGGGGAGUGUUUUGGCCAGUUUUCCUUUGAGGACAAGUGUGUGAAACUGAAUGAAAAUAUACCCCAAUUGUAAAUGAAUUAAUGUAGAAAGAACCUAGUUUUUAAAGCAAUUUGAAUUUUAAAUACAUAAAACUUUCGGGAUCUUCAGGACUCGUAAAGAGCACAUUUGAAUUUAUUUUGGUAAGAACUUUUUUUUAUGGAUACACAUUGCAUUCUGUUUUUUUUUUUUUGUUUUGUUUUGUUUUGUUUUUUUUAAACACAAAGCAGAGUUCAAAGAGGGAGGGAGAAUAGCUGGUGGGCCCAGAGUGUGCUGCUGUUGUUUUAUUAACAAAGGGGAAAUGUAUAUAAAUAGAUAAAAGUUACCAUAAACUCCAUGAACUUAAAUCUGUGAUUCAUUGCCUUAAAACUUUCUCUCUUAGAAUUUCCAUACCGCAUGCCAAACCAGUAAAAUGGCUUUUAAAAAUGUAUAGUAGACCAAUGUCAGUUUGUAUAAAAGUACCAAGUGAAAAUAUUUAUUACAUGCAUUGGAGAAAAGUUGUUUCCUUAUUGAAUGUUACCUGUUUAUGUAGAGCUCUUUAGAUGUAAUAAAAGAAAAGCCUUCAGUUAA